Molecule: messenger RNA, 942 nt
Organism: Spinacia oleracea (spinach)
Lineage: Eukaryota; Viridiplantae; Streptophyta; Magnoliopsida; Caryophyllales; Amaranthaceae
Exons: 5
Coding region: 1-858 (285 amino acids)
Biological process (GO): double-strand break repair via homologous recombination
Cellular component (GO): cytoplasm; nucleus; chromosome
Molecular function (GO): 3'-5' DNA helicase activity; ATP binding; nucleic acid binding
Source: RefSeq, a predicted model, not a curated record
AUGGGAAUAUGGCUGAUAGUUGAAGAGAUUAUGGGGAAAGCAGUUAGGAGUUCCAACACUAUAAAAGAGGAUCUUAGCAUUCAUUCCAAGGUGUCUGACUUCUCAGUCAUUCCACAGAGUCUGGUUUACGUGGAAGAUGGCAUAUUACAUCAGCACCUUAAAUGGGAAUAUAGAUCAAAAUCCGAAGAGGAACUUUCGGACAAAGGAACACUUCAAGAUUCACAACUAUGUUUAAUGAAAAAUUUUGACUUUAAGUCGAAUCUGAGAGGUCAUGGGUACAUGCCUAGGAACAUGGGAAUAUGGCUGAUAGUUGAAGAGAUUAUGGGGAAAGCAGUUAGGAGUUCCAACACUAUAAAAGAGGAUCUUAGCAUUCAUUCCAAGGUGUCUGACUUCUCAGUCAUUCCACAGAGUCUGUCUUUUGGAACCUCGAAGAAAUCUUCGCUGACAUCUUACAGUCUGAACUCAGCCCAUAGAACAGUAGAGGAUGUAGAACUUGGACCAGACUGGGACCAGAAAGCCAACAGCCUGCUGCGUAAACAUUUUGGGUACUCCGGGUUGAAAAGUUUUCAAAUGGAAGCUCUUGGUGCUUGGUUUUCUCAGCAAGACUGUCUUGUUCUUGCAGCAACAGGGUCUGGGAAAUCUCUGUGCUUUCAGCUACCUGCGCUUUUGACAGGGAAGGUCGUGGUCGUGAUUUCUCCAUUGAUAAGCUUGAUGCAUGACCAGUGCUUAAAGCUAUCAAAACAUGGCAUCUCUGCAUGUUUCCUUGGAUCAGGACAACCAGAUAACACCGUUGAGAAGAAAGCAAUGAACGGCAUGUAUUCCGUUGUAUACGUUUGCCUCGAAACACUGCUUAGGUGAACACAUUUGUACAUCAUCUGGUAUUGCUUGUAGUUUGAAUUGUUUCUAAAUGCCCUGCUGUUGUCACUUGGGACUGUAUGAUGU